AUUGGUAUCGCCAUGUCACCACUCUCCAAUAACUCGUUGUUCCUGAAUUACCACCGAAACCCUCUGCCAGAGUACAUGGCUCGGGGGCUCCUAGUGUCCCUCUCUACUGAUGAUCCUUUGCAAUUCCACUUCACAAAGGAGCCUCUCAUGGAGGAGUAUUCAAUUGCUACUCAGGUGUGGAAGUUAUCACCAACGGACAUGUGCGAACUGGCAAGAAACUCGGUUUUGAUGAGUGGCUUUGAGCAUGAGAUCAAACAGUACUGGAUUGGCCCAAAUUACACGAAGGAUGGUGUAGCUGGGAAUGACAUUAAGCGCACUAAUGUACCCAACAUCCGCGUAGCUUUCAGGCAUGAAACGCUUCUGGAUGAACUAUCAAAUAUAUUCCGCCGUCCUGAAGACAAGGAGGAAACAUAAAGAGGAGAAUGGAAAGCAUGAUCCACGUCGAAGAGAGGGAUAUUCAGCACUCUUUUUAUGGGAUGAAUCGUGCGAUAUUCUUUAAAACAAGUAAUAUAGGAUAAUGAAUUAUUAUAGUAAUGUAUAUGCAUGUGACGGUAUUUGUCCGCUCAGUAACAGACCUUUUAAAUAAUGCUAUGUCUUUACGUAACUUUCUUAACAUACAAAUGUAUUGUUUCUGUAGCCUACAACUAUAAUUUUAUUUAAGUAUUGAUGUUUUAUAAUCAUUCAAGUAGGCUCAUGUAUACUGGCCAAAUAAUUCAUAAGCAAUAUUAUAUUCAUAUUUGAUUAAAGAAAAUAGCUUUAGGUUUGAGCAAUGUC
This is a messenger RNA of Penaeus vannamei (Pacific white shrimp), 774 nucleotides long. NCBI's taxonomy places the organism in Eukaryota, Metazoa, Arthropoda, Malacostraca, Decapoda, Penaeidae. The record is from RefSeq and is a predicted model, not a curated record.